Messenger RNA from Ahaetulla prasina, 1990 nucleotides. RefSeq names its product H-2 class II histocompatibility antigen, E-S beta chain-like. Gene Ontology annotation, cellular component: MHC class II protein complex; membrane. Gene Ontology annotation, biological process: peptide antigen assembly with MHC class II protein complex; positive regulation of T cell activation; immune response. Gene Ontology annotation, molecular function: MHC class II protein complex binding. NCBI's taxonomy places the organism in Eukaryota, Metazoa, Chordata, Lepidosauria, Squamata, Colubridae. The record is from RefSeq and is a predicted model, not a curated record. The coding region runs from base 70 to 879 and encodes 269 amino acids. The transcript is spliced from 6 exons.
UCCGCCUCUGGGGCUGGGAGCCUCCGCGUCUUUCUCCUCUCCCUUUGGGGCGCUUGUGGGGCAGCAUCCAUGGCUUUUCCCGGGGUCCCCCUGAUGCUGCUGGUGGGGGCGCUGGCCAGGAUCCCCGGAAGCGAAGGGGGGAAGGAGACCCCCGCCCAUUUCCUGUACCAGGGGAAGGGCGAGUGCCGCUUCCUCAACGGGACGCAGCUGGUGAGAUACCUGCAGAGAUACUUCUACGACCGGCAGGAGAUCGCCCGCUUCGACAGCGAGCGCGGGGAGUACGUGGCCCUCACGGGGUUGGGGAAGGCGGAUGCAGACUAUUGGAACAGAAAUAAGCUCUACGUGCAGAUCGCGAAGGGCGAAGUGGAUCGCUUCUGCCGGAACAACUACAGGUUGUAUAACUACGAGGCGGCCAAGAGGGAGGAACGCCUCAUUAGCCGGAGAGCCAAGCCCACCGUCACCAUCUCCCCCACCAAGAUGGACCCCACUUCCCCCAACACCAUCCUCCUCUGCACCGCGACAGGCUUUUACCCCAUGGAGAUCGAGGUCCAGUGGCUGAAGAACGGGGAGCCGGAGAAGGAGGGUGUGGCCUUUGGGGAGGAGCUCCAGAACGGAGACUGGACCUACCAGCUCCAGGUGAUGCUGGAGACCCAGCCCCAGCGGGGGGAUGUCUAUACUUGCAAGGUGGAGCACACCAGCCUGGAGGCCCCCAUCACCAUCCAGUGGGAGCCCCGUUCCUCCAGCUUUGCCAGGAGCAAAUUCUGGACGGGGAUCAUGGGGGCCGUGAUAGGAGUGGCCUUCCUGGCUGUGGGGCUCUUCUCCUACCUGAAGAGCAAGAAAGCAACUCCCAUCCAACCACCUGCAGCACUCAUGAAUUAAUCCUGCUCUUCGAUGCAAAAGCAUAUUUUUUCUUUAGUCACUGAUGACUCCUUGUCCUGUUUGCAACCUAUUAAAAAUGGAGGCUGAAGGUGGCAGGUUGGAGGGAGGAGGAGGAUGGCAGCCUGGACCCUCUCCUGCUGAGAUACCACCCCCCCAACUUGCUUUCAGGGCCUCCCUUUCUGGGCUUGGGGCAAGGCUGUGUGCUCUCCCCACUUCUCUCUGUAUAUCAAUGACUGCAUCUUCAAUGAUCCAUUGUUAAACUACUGAAGUUUGCAGAUGACACAACAGUGAUCGAUCUCAUUUGAGACAAUGAUAAAUCCACAUACAGAUGGGAGGUUGAACAACUAGCCUCAUGGUACGACCGGAACAAUCUGCAACUGAACACACUCAAAACUGUAGAAAUGGUGGUAGACUUUAGGAGAAACCCUUCCAUACUUUCACAAUACUAGACAACACAGCAUCAACGGUAGAAACCUUCAAAUUUCUAGGUUCUACCAUAUCGCAAGAUCAAAAAUGGACACCCAACAUCAAAAACAUCAUCAAAAAAGGACAACAAAGAAUGUUCUUUCUGUGCGAACUCAGAAAGCUCAAACUGCCCAAGGAGCUGCUGAUCCAGUUCUACAGAAGAAUUAUUGAGUUUGUCAUCUGCACCUCUAUAACUGUCUGGUUUAGUUCUGCAAUCCAACAAGACAGACACAAACUCCAGAGGAUAAUUAGAACUGCAGAAAAAACAGUGGUUACCAACCUGCCUUCCAUUGAGGACCUGUAUAUUGCAUGAGUCAAAAAGAGGGCUAUGAAAAUAUUUACAGACCCCUCAGAUCCGGGACAUAAACAUCCAUGUUUAUACUUAUUCCUGUUAUCUCGUAAAUGUUUAACAAAUAAAUAAAAUAAAAUAAAUAAACUCUCCACAGGGAACUUUGUAUCUAAAGGGGCAGGAAUUAGGAGGGCAGGGCUGGAGGGAAGGUAAUAUCUACACACACACACACACUCUCUCUCUUCCAUUGGGGGGGCAGGGAAUAUAGGGAGGAGCACAAUGAGGACAUCUAGACUGACAUUCCUGGUGUCUCCCAGCCCUUCAACCUCCACCUUCUCUGGGUCACCCCAACUUUUC